AUGGUUGUUAAAAGGAUGUUGUGCAUGUUGGUGUAUGUAUCUAGUCUUGUGGGUAUUGGGACUCUGAAGUUCAUCAAGCAGUUCUUGUAUUUGUCAGAAUUGUUUGCAUUAAUGAGACUGUUACCAAAACCCACAUUUGAGGAAGCUAUUCGAAAGUGGAAAAGUUGUAAAAUUGACAGUGCAGACCCAGUUGUCAUUCUCAUUAACAGAAAUAAUAUCCUGGAUUCAGUAGAGAGAGCUGUAAAAAAGCACAGUUUCAGCUGGCUUAAGCAAGUGAAAGUAUCUUUUUCUGGUGAGGAAGCUGAUGAUCUAGGCGGUCCUAAAAGAGAAUUUUUUAACCUACUGAUGAAAGAAGUGAAGAAUCUUGUUGGUGAAAAUGGAAGUUUACAACAUAAUCUUAGUAAAUUAGAAGCUAAUGUCUAUUACUCGGCUGGAAGAUAUAUAGUUUGGAGCAUAUUACAUGGUGGUGGGGCUUGCAAGUUCCUAUCAACAAAAGUAUUGGAUAUGCUUCUAGGAUAUAACACAGAGCUUUCCAUAGAUGACAUUGCAGACGUAGAUUCAAAGGCUUUUAUAAUUCAGCUCUCCGAAGCUGAAACCGACAACCAAAUGCCAGUUGACUGGAUGUUGGAUAUUGGGUUAUCACCACCCUUCAAAGUUGAGAAAAAGGAACAUCUGAUUAAAUUGGCCCUAAAGCAAUUACAGUACUACAGAAUACAUGCAGAACUGCAGCAGUUCCGAAAAGGACUUGAAUGUUUCGGAUUUUUGGAUAGUAUUAGAGAAUAUACAGAUGGAAUUAAAUCUCUCUUGUGUGCAAGCACUGAAAGAUUAAGUUUUGCCAUGUUUACAGAAAAUAUACAAUACAACUUUAGUCCUGUGGGGUCCAACUAUAGAAGAGAAGAAGAGAAUUCAGUGUAUGCUUUAGAAGCAUUCAUACAGGAUUGUUGUGAUGAUGAAUGCGAAGUUGUUGAAUCUGAAGUUUUAGCAUUCUGGACGGGAACCCCAGAAGUCCCACUACAUGGGUUUGAUAAGAAGUUAGAGGUAAACUUUGUGAAUGGAAUAGAUCUCCUUCCCAUAGCACAUACAUGCGACAUGUCAUUGGACAUUCCACGUGGUUUGACUCCGGACAUUUUUAGAAAUAAAAUGGUUACUGCAGUCCAGUGGGGGGGACAAUUUCAUUUGGUAUAACUGUAGGAUUCAGUGAGCUGUUGGAUGAUUUCUUUCUGAGCCAGCAGCAUGUUUUCAAAGCAGAAAUACAUUAAAAUGUUUGUCUUUGUUCAGAGACUGGAAUUGCUCUGCUGUUCAAUGACUAUAGUUUUGUUUAUAGUUUAUAAAAAACAGGAUUAAAAUUAAAGUUAAUUUCAUGAGAGUUUCUUUACAUUGUUACUCAAAUUUAUGUUAUUGUCUGUUCAUUUGAGUCAGUUCCCUAUAUUUCAUUCUGUUAAGCACACUAGAAUAGUCAAGAACUGGAGUAUCUACUUAACUUGCACAGAAUGUAAGAGUUUGAUUGCUGGUCAUCUCCAAAGGAAACUCUAGACCACCAGGUCAAUGUUUAGAAAAACUUACUGAAGUUAAUACAAGCUGUUAAAAAUUAAAAAAAGAACUGGCAUCACAUCAUUCGAUGGUUGGUAGACACAUCUUGUUGAUAAUGCAUCUUUUCACUUUUUGACAGUUUAUAGAAUGUUUGGGAAAAAUUAUGCUGAUUUUGUAUACAAGUAAUUUAAAUUUCUUGUUUAAACAGUUCAAGCUAACGUUCCCUGUGAAGUAAAUGAAAAUUGUCAGAAUAUCAAUUGAGUGUUGGGAAUGUUUUAUUUAAUUGCACAAUACAAGCUGUUAAAAAUUAAAAAAAGAACUGGGAUCACAUCAUUCGAUAGUUGGUAGACACAUCUUGUUGAUAAUGCAUCUUUUCACUUUUUGACAGUUUAUAGAAUGUUUGGGAAAAAUUAUGCUGAUUUUGUAUACAAGUAAUUUAAAUUUCUUAUUUAAACAGUUCAAGCUAAUGUUCCCUGUGAAGUAAAUGAAAAUUGUCAGAAUAUCAGUUGAGUGUUGGGAAUGUUUUAUUUAAUUGCACAAGUGGUACAAGAUAUUAAACAAUGUUAAAUGUACAGUUUCAGUUCAUGUUAUGCACAUGUUUUACAGGAUUGUGUUAAUGUGUUAAGAAUUUUCUAACAAAUUGAGCUGAUUCUCUUAUGUUUAAGUUUGUUUUAAAACUGUAUGGGAUACAGUGUAAUGCUAAAAUAUCAUGUUUCAUUUUAUGGACAAUAAAGAUGAGAAAUU
Molecule: messenger RNA, 2274 nt
Organism: Mercenaria mercenaria
Lineage: Eukaryota; Metazoa; Mollusca; Bivalvia; Venerida; Veneridae
Product: G2/M phase-specific E3 ubiquitin-protein ligase-like
Exons: 6
Coding region: 1-1185 (394 amino acids)
Biological process (GO): positive regulation of protein catabolic process; protein polyubiquitination; proteasome-mediated ubiquitin-dependent protein catabolic process
Molecular function (GO): ubiquitin-protein transferase activity
Source: RefSeq, a predicted model, not a curated record